CAAUAAAAUCCAGAUCUUUUUAAUUUAACGAAAACCCUAGACCAAUUGGAUUGCUUUAUUUGGUCGGAGAUAGAAACGAUAACAUUUAAGGGUUCAAGCAAAGCUUGUUUUCAUGGCAGACAGAUGGGUAAUGGCAGUGGAGAUCGGUGACUAAAAAAAGCGAAGCACUCCAUGUGUAGAGAAUAAAUAAAACUGGAUGCCUCAGUUAUACUCCUCCGCUGGGGCAACUGGCUUUUCCUUUAAUGGCCGGUGGCCGGACGAGGGAUUCCACUGAAUUCGGUGCUUUUAAAUGAUUUUGGGAAGCGAGCCUGCCUCGAGCUUCCCAAUUUUUAACUAUGUGAUGCCUUUGCCAUCUAUUUUCCUGCACAACUUUAUUUACCUUGUGCUUAAGGAGUGGAUGAAUUUUUAGCAGAGUGUUAGUCUUUUUAGCUUAGGAAUGUCUCCUGAACAGAGCGAGUCUUCUUCUUCUUUUUCAAGGAGCUUAAGAACACGGUCACAAGCUGAUAGCAUAUGGCCCCAGCCGUUUGUGGAGGCGCUGGCGCGGGAAGUGGCCCUGGCGGCUGUCAAUGGCGGUGGAUCGCUGGCUGCGGUAACUGCCGUUGUGUCUGUGUUUCAGGUGUGCUCCACCUGGCGGACCAUUUCCCAUUCAGAAAUUCUGUGGGAGGCGCUCACACGACAUGUGUGGGACAGAACACAAGCAAGAACACAAUCAUGGCGUGAUGAAUACAUUCGCCUUCACUUGACGGCCUCUAAUUUCCGUCACAACAGGGCCACAUACACUUCGAUUGAAUACGAAGUUUCCAGCGAUUCAGACAGCAACGGCGCCGGAGCGGCAUGCAGGUGCUUGGCGCUGUCGCCGGAAUAUUUAGCCGUCGAUUUCUUUGACGGCGCCCUCCGCGUAUUCAGUCUGGAAGGCAAAGAAUGCGUCUGUACAAUGAAGCCGAACCACGAGAAUCGCCUGGGGCCAUUGUCUAGAGCCGUGGCGGGAAUUGUUAUGUACGGCAACACGGUUGUCUUUGCGUCGUUUGACGGGAAUGUUUUUGUGGGGAAUGUUUUAACUGGGCAUUUCCGGUGCGCCAGUCUGGGCAACGUGGUGAAUGACGGCACACUGGUGGACUUCACCGGCUGUGGGAGGUUUUGGGUAGGCUUGUGCGCCGGAAGCCCCGGUCACGCGUACCAUAUUUGGGACGCCGCGACGGAGCAAUUGGUGCUUAAUGACGGAGAUAUUACCGACUUAGAGGCCCUGAGAGGUUGGCGUUUGUUGACGGAGCAAGGUGGGCGCAUCGGCCGAGUGGGGAUUAAUAGUAACGGGAUUCUUCUGACGGCGACGAAGAUGAAGCUUGCGGCAUUCGACCUCGAGACCUACGGGGUGAGUUUCAGCAGAGAGCAAACUGCCGUCGUCGGGCAAGAACUUAUUGUUGAAAGUGUGGAGGCAAACAAUGACCGGUUCUUGACGGCGUCAAAUAACGGCGCCGCGAGAAUACGUCGAAUUACGGACUUUGAAGACGUUUGCAGCUUUUCCUUCGACACGGCAGCAGGAGAUAAUAACGGUAACAAUCAUGGUGAGAGGAAGGUUCUCGGGACUUUGAACGCGUGGCAGGCAUUUCUUUGUAUUGAUGGAGUGGUGCACGCGUGGGAUGCUCACAGCGGCUUGCGUCUGCACCGCCUCAAUGAGCACAUGGGCCAAGUGUUUGAUCUUGUGGCUGACGAUGGCCACGUGGCGGGCUGUGCGAUUGACUCAGGAGUCCAUCUAUGGAGUUUCAGACCUUAACAUUUGUGCUGUUUGACUAAACAAACAGGAGACAACUACGUAUUGGAUUACGCUAACCAUGAGAAGAACUCCAGGAAGUUUUAAAGAAAAGUCUAAAUUCGUAGAACGAUUGAUUAACAAAUCCAUCCUAGGUUGAACUCAAGGGCUCACUUGAUGAUGAAUGGAAACUAUUUGUAUCAGCAGUAUAAACAACAUGAAAAUAAUUCUCCUGAAAUUCUGGGCUUGGACUGCGGAGAUACUCCUCCACACAGGUACUAUAUAUUUUAAUUUGUGGAGUUAAUGUCCACCUAAAGCAUGCUUGACGGCAUGAAUGCUUCUCCAUGGAAUUUUUUAAUUUUUUUUAAUUCGGGGAGUAAAUCAUUACUAACCGCAAUUAUUAUUCACCCGAUAAUGCAAUUAAUUUUGUACUUAACCAUUAUAUGCUCGUGAAUAUA
Cryptomeria japonica (Japanese cedar) is the source of this 2205-nucleotide messenger RNA. Its product is annotated as transcriptional regulator STERILE APETALA. Bases 437 to 1771 code for a protein of 444 amino acids. The transcript has 2 exons. Gene Ontology annotation, molecular function: protein binding. Lineage: Eukaryota; Viridiplantae; Streptophyta; Pinopsida; Cupressales; Cupressaceae. The record is from RefSeq and is a predicted model, not a curated record. Gene Ontology annotation, cellular component: preribosome, large subunit precursor.